Molecule: messenger RNA, 6242 nt
Organism: Plutella xylostella (diamondback moth)
Lineage: Eukaryota; Metazoa; Arthropoda; Insecta; Lepidoptera; Plutellidae
Source: RefSeq, a predicted model, not a curated record
UGCGCCAUCUAUGUGUCAAGCUGCGAACCAUGUGGAACGAGGCCUGACGACCACUCAACACAAUCACACAACUGGAUCGAUCAAGUACUACGAAGUUCCUGAAGAAAACGCUAGAUGGCAGCACUAGAAGAUUUAUACUUAUGAAUCGUCUAUAAAAUCCCGUGCGCACCGAGGCGCGCUCUCUUUACCACGAUAUAUUUCAACCGUCAUAUACCUACCUGCUUGUGUAUAUUAAGUUUAUAUUUAUACUUAAAUAAAUAAUUUUAAAUCAAGUAAUCAACACAAAUAUUCAUUGAAGAGCAUCCUAAUAGCUAGACCCUUCAGAAACUAGAAGAACUGCUGAGCUGUAGACGAUUAGACAUUAACAUAUGGUCCUUCGAGCCGGAUACCAUAACCAAGAAGAAGCAGCCACGUGAAGCGGUUAAAGGUCUGGCCAAAUCGUUCCCGUCUUCUCCAUCCUCUUUCACCCGAUCUGUGCUAAUACCGUUUUAUUUUAUUCAGUACAACGUGCUACGCGCUGGUCGCAAUCGCCGCCGUAAGGAAACUGUGAGUACCCUCUCUUUAUAAACCGCCAUCAUGACCGAUAGCUCCUCUAGCCUAAAAACCCAAAGUGACCCACGGACAGACUUAAUACGUAACUUAACUAAAAAACGUGGUAAUCUAAAAGGUAGGUUAACUUUGUUUGACAAAUAUUUGAACUCUUUAGACCCGCUUAACUUAUCAGAAGCUCAAAAGUCAGAAUUAAAAUUGCGUAAUGAAAGUAUACCUUCCCUCUUUGAUGAAUUCCAUGCCAUUCAAAGUCAAAUCGAAGAUGCAAUCCCCGAAAGUGAGAUGUUAUCGCAGUUAGAAUACCGUGAAUUGUUUGAAAACAUGUAUUUUAAAUCAUUAGCGUCUGCUCGGUGCCUAAUAGGCAAUAGUGACGUGUCCAAGUGCAACUCAAAAUCUACGAUAAAAUUGCCUACUAUUACGCUACCCACCUUUGAUGGUUCGUAUGACCUUUGGAUCGAAUUUAGGGACACAUAUUUGUCGAUAAUUCAUAAUUCAAAAGAUCUAGAUGAUAUACAAAAGUUUCAUUACCUAAAGUCAUCGUUAAAGGGCAACGCAUUGCAAGUUAUUAAAUCGUUGGAGUGUUCGGCGGACAAUUACGUAAUUGCUUGGGAUUUACUUGAAAAUAGGUACAAUAACAGUAAAUUGUUAAUUCACAAUCAUGUAAAGUCGCUAUUUUCACUACAAUCGUUGCAUAAGGAUUCACCUGCUCAUAUAAGAAAAUUAAUUGACACAGUUCUAAAGAAUUUGCGUUCGUUAAAAUACCUAGGGGAGCCUACAGACCAGUGGGAUACCCUCAUUAUUUAUCUAAUCAUUUCAAAGUUAGAUGUAGAAACGGAGAAAGAAUGGGAAACUUAUAAAGCCACAAUAAAAAAUGAAUUAAAUGAAAAAGAUCCAAGCCAUAAUAAGCUAACCUUAGAUGAUUUGUUUAAUUUCUUAAAAAACAAAGCAGAUAUGUUAGAAAUGAUAAAAACUAAUCACUCUAGCUACACAAGUAGGAAUUCAGGUGAAAACUUUAAAAAACCACAUCAAAACGUGCACAGUUUCGUAUCCAGUUCGGCAAAGAACAAGAAAAGUAAUUACAAUUACCAAUCCCACCGCACUUGCGCAAUGUGCAACGGUGAUCAUUCGCUUUACUCGUGUAAUUCUUUUCUUAACCUAUCCAUAACUGAUAGGGUUAAAUUAGUUACAAACAAAAACCUUUGCCUUAACUGCCUACGAAAAGGGCAUACAACCUCAGAUUGUUAUUUUGGUCCGUGUCGACAGUGUCAUAAAAAACAUAAUAGUUUAUUGCAUAUGGACAACAGUGAGGAGGGCGCAUUACAGUCAUCAUCGUCAGCGGCCAGUCAGGUGUCCCAGGCAACACCCGUCGUUGUACCACCCACCGAUUCAUCUACCAUAUUGCAUUCGACUUCUCAGUCGUCGUCGGGAACUCAAAAUAAUGAUUCCGCGAGCCUCGCAAGCACACAGUAUUUAGAACCGGUUCUGUUAUCUACAGCCAUAGUAGAAGUAUCCGAUUCAAAUAACAAAUACCAUAGGGCUCGUGCGUUACUAGACAAUGGCAGUCAACAUUGCAUAAUCACGCAAUCAUUAUGUAGAAAAAUAGGCGCAAAAUCAAUACAGUCCACUUAUCAAAUCACAGGAGUAGGGCAAUCAAUCACACAGUCAACACACUCUUGUCAAAUUAAACUUCGGUCAUUAAAUACUGAUUUUAGUACAGACAUAAAAUGUUUAGUGUUACCUAACAUUACCUCCAAUAUUCCUUCUAUGGGAAUAGAUAGGAAUUCAAUUCAAAUACCUGAAAACAUAAAACUUGCUGACCCAUCAUUCGGCAUUCCAUCGCAAAUAGACAUUCUAAUCGGUUCUAACUUAUUUUGGGAUUUAUUAGCGGAAGGUAAAAUGCGAUUACCUAGCGGGCCGCAUCUUCAAAAUACACAGUUAGGAUGGAUAAUCUCGGGACCUUUAUACACCGACGGUUUGCGCAUUACUCAAACUCAGUGUAACUUUACAAACACAAUAGACACACAAUUAAGAAAGUUUUGGGAGAUAGAAGAAUUAACUCCUACUGUAAAACAAUGUCUUAGUGCCGACGAACAAGCGUGCGAAGAUAAUUUUACUAAAACAACAAUACGGCUGCCUGAUGGUAGAUUUUCAGUUCGAAUUCCUUUAAAGGAAUCAGUUGAUUCCCUCGGUGAUAGUUACAGUACGGCAAAGGCUAGGUUCUUAUCACUGGAGCGAAGAUUAGAGCGCUCACCUGAUUACAAACAAUUGUAUUGUGAUUUUAUGUCGGAAUAUUUAAGCUUAGACACAUGAGUCCCGAAGAUAAUUUUGAUUUUAAUUCGCCGCAUUAUUUUCUCCCACACCAUGGGGUAUUACGCGAACAAAGUACUUCAACCCGCUUAAGAACUGUUUUUAAUGCAAGUCAAAAAACAAGUUCCGGCAAAUCGCUUAAUGAUAUUCAACAUGUAGGCCCUGCGCUUCACAAUGACCUGUUUUCAAUUCUCUUAAGAUUCAGACAAUACAAAUAUGUCGCGUGCGCCGAUAUAGAAAAAAUGUUUAGGCAAACAUUAAUUCAGGAGGAUCAGCGUAAUUUGCAACUUAUUUUAUGGCGAGAAAAAUGCAGUGAACCUAUAUGUAUUUAUAAACUCAAAACAAUAACAUAUGGCCAGGCCUCAGCCCCAUAUCUAAGCAUGCGUUGUUUACGGCAAUUAGGAUUGGAAUGCAAGGAUGAAAACAUAUCAAAAACAAUGUUAAAUGAUUUUUACGUUGAUGACCUAAUUACCGGAAAUGAUAACGAACAACUGCUCUCAACAAUAUGUAAAGGCGUAAACGAAGUAUGUUUGUCUGGCUGUUUUCCUCUACGUAAGUGGAUAUCAAAUUCCCCUGAAGUUAUUUCAUCUGUCAUGCAAAGUACCGAAAAUUCAAAACCGUUAUCUCUCGGGGAAGAUAACAAAAGCAAAACCUUAGGUAUAGGUUGGCUAAAUAACACUGACGAAUUUUAUUUCACGUCUGAACUGAAUUACAACUCUAAUAAUAUUACUAAACGUUCUAUUUUGUCAACAGUCUCCCAAAUUUAUGACCCACUAGGAUUAUUAUGCCCUGUAGUCAUAGUAGCAAAAAUGUUAUUACAAAAGCUUUGGUUAUGCAAGGUACAAUGGGAAGACCCUUUGCCUAGCGAUGUAGUUAAGUUAUGGGAAAAGUUCGUAAAUUCAUUGAUUUCAUUAGGUGACAUCAAAGUCCCACGACAUGUACUCGGGACGGACCCGUGCAGAGUCGAGUUGCAUAUCUUCACUGAUGCGAGUCAGUGUGCAUAUGGUGCAUGCGCUUAUAUUCGUACUAUCCGUAAAAAUCACGAAGUAGUCGUGCGAUUAUUGUGCGCAAAAAGUAAGGUCGCUCCCAUCAAACCAAUGUCAAUUCCUAGACUAGAGCUUAUGGGUUCAUUAACCGGAGCGCGGCUUCACGAUAAAAUAUUAGAAUCACUUCGAUUACAAUUUGAUAGCAUAACACUUUGGACGGACUCCACGAUAGUGUUAGGUUGGUUAAAAAUGUCACCUAGUAUACUAAAAACAUUUGUUCAAAAUAGAGUUGUAGAAAUUAAUGAUCUCACCAGCAGCUCGACGUGGUUACAUGUAAACGGCAGUCAAAACCCCGCGGAUUUAUUAUCACGCGGAAUGAGCAUAGAUGAACUCAAAGUUUCGCCUCUGUGGCAAACUGGACCUAAAUUCCUACAUGAUAAGGAAGUUACAAACUGGUCACAAAAUAAUACAGAAAAUAUUCAGGAUGAAUCACAAUUACCAGAGUUAAAGUCUAAUGUUAGUGUUAAUUUGACUUGUAAAGAUAAUUCAAAUGAUAAAUUUCCCUUUAACAGGUUUUCUAACUACAGCAGACUUAUACGUGCAUGUACUUACAUGUUUCGUUUUAUACACAAUGCUAGAUCUAAAGAUAAAUCGCAACGCAUUAUCGGGCCGUUAACUACAGCAGAAAUAAAUAAAUCUGUCGUGGUUUUAACAAAAAUUGCCCAGGAGUACAGCUUCCCUUCCGAAUAUGACGCAUUAAUUCAUAAAUUACCUAUAAAGUCCAAUCGGAGUAUUGCAGGUUUAAAUGUUUUUCUCGACAAAAAUAAUAUUAUUAGAGUUGGGGGGAGAUUAGAAUAUUCAAAUGAAUUUUCAUAUGAUAAGAAACAUCCAGUACUGUUAUGCAGUAAGCACUAUUUUACUUUGCUAAUUUUUAGAUACGAACAUAAUAAAUUGCUACAUGCUGGACCCCAACUGUUACUUUCACACGUAAGAGAAAGCUGGUGGGCUUUAGGUGGUAGAAACUUAGCUAAAAAUAUAGUACGUAAAUGUGUGAAAUGUUCCCGUAUGCAAGGACAACUCAUACAACCAAUCAUGGGUAAUUUACCCACUGAACGUUUACAGCCAGGAUUUCCAUUUCUUAGAAGUGGUGUGGACUAUUGUGGACCAAUGUACAUACUAAACAAAAAAGGCAGGGGAGCAAAGCUAGAAAAAUGUUACGUCUGUUUAUUUGUUUGUUUAGCAACUCGAGCUGUGCACUUGGAACUUGUCACUAGUCUGUCAUCCGAAUGUUAUAUAAUGGCUUUGAAACGGUUUAUAUCAAAGAGAGGAAAAUGUCUCCAAAUCACUUCCGAUAAUGGAAAAUGUUUUGUCGGAAGUGCAAAAGAAUUUCAAAAGUUUGUAACUGACAACUCCCAGUCUAUUAUUGAUUACGCAUCAGAUAACAAUAUUGAAUUUAAAUUCAUACCUGCUCGCGCCCCAAAUUUCGGCGGUUUAUGGGAGGGGGGGGUUAAAUCCUGUAAACAUCAUCUUAAACGUGUAGUAGGUAACGCUAACUUACAUUACGAGGAAUUCAUUACGGUAUUGGCACAGAUCGAAGCCGUCCUGAAUUCCCGUCCCAUGCAUCCUUUGUCAACAGAUCCUAAUGAUUUCUCCCCUCUCACCCCGGCGCAUUUCCUAAUUGGCCGACCACUGACUGCACCAGCUGAUGAUGACCUGACGACAAGGCCUACUCCAUCAUUGAGCCGGUUUAAGAGGAUUGAACAAAUGAGACAACAUUUUUGGCAGCGUUGGUCAAAGGAAUACAUUUCAGAAUUACAAUGCCGAACCAAAUGGCAGGAGCAUAAAGGAGAACUGAUACCUAACACUUUAGUUCUAAUCAAAGAAGAUAAUCUCCCACCGCUACAAUGGCGAAUGGGUCGCAUUUUAUCUGUAUUUCCAGGCAAAGACGGCAUCUCCAGGGUGGCUGACAUACGCACUAAAACUGGAAUCACACGACGGGCUGUCUCGAAGAUAUGUCCACUGCCGGUGGAGCCAUCCAGCCCUGAGACGAAGGGCACCACAGAUGACUGAUGAUGAUGCGGCUCCUUGAAAGCUAUCGGGCAGCUUUCAAGGCGGGCGGCAUGUUAAUGCGCCAUCUAUGUGUCAAGCUGCGAACCAUGUGGAACGAGGCCUGACGACCACUCAACACAAUCACACAACUGGAUCGAUCAAGUACUACGAAGUUCCUGAAGAAAACGCUAGAUGGCAGCACUAGAAGAUUUAUACUUAUGAAUCGUCUAUAAAAUCCCGUGCGCACCGAGGCGCGCUCUCUUUACCACGAUAUAUUUCAACCGUCAUAUACCUACCUGCUUGUGUAUAUUAAGUUUAUAUUUAUACUUAAAUAAAUAAUUUUAAAUCAAG